Daldinia loculata is the source of this 1138-nucleotide messenger RNA. RefSeq lists its product as uncharacterized. Lineage: Eukaryota; Fungi; Ascomycota; Sordariomycetes; Xylariales; Hypoxylaceae. The coding region runs from base 236 to 1126 and encodes 296 amino acids. The transcript has a single exon. The record is from RefSeq and is a predicted model, not a curated record.
AGUUUUACGUAGCCACUCAUUGCGCCAUGCUUUUGUAGUUUCAGCUGAAUUCAGCUUCAUUAGUGUUAUUUAUCCCGCGUCUAAGUCGAUCAUCUUAUAUGCAGUUAAGCAGAUGGACGAUCAGCUUAUAAUCCUUCCUCUGAAAACGGGGUUUCUCAUGUUUUUGCGAACUUAAUAACCCUUUCGUCAUUAGAAGCUCUUUAUUACACCUAGGAAAAAUAAGAUCACCGCCAAUAUGGGUAACCUAAAAGAAGCCGGAGAAGAAGAUGUGGCGCCACCGCCUUACACUGCAGUCGACACCGUCGCGCACCCCCCAUCGCACGAUGGCCAAGCGCCGUCCUACGUAGCCGUACCCGGAGGCAGCAGCUCAGGUGCGGGCGCCAUCGCAGGCGUAAACAAUAGAUUCCCGCAGCGUAUUAAUGCAUACUUCGAGAAGAAGUUCACAUCAAGUGCGUUCCACCUAGGAGAGCAUGCCGACACCCCGCUCUACGCGGUAACCAUGCACAGCGGCUGGACGUCGAAGCCGCUAUUAGAAAUGCAUUCGGGGCCGAAUGAAUCGGAUCCAAUCAUCGCGACGGCGGGCCACGAGAGCCGGUGGAGUAGCGGCAAGCGUACUAUAAUCCAGAUAUUCCCCGACCCCGACCCCGCCACCGACUCCGCCGACCCCUCAACAUCGGCGGGCGAAUCGAGCUCCGGGCCCGGCUCCGCGGUGACCGCGAAAACCAUCAACAUGAUACAAAAGCACUCCUGGACCCGUCUAUGGCAGGAACUAUCUAUCGAAGUAGGUAUAGGAAAAGACCUGCGACAAGAAGACUUUGAGUGGCGGCGCACGCGCGGGGAAGAGGUCAAGGAGCUGGACAAGUGGGGGAACGGAUGGAAACUAGUGCGGCUAAGCGGGACGGCGCCUGGGCGGGCUUCAACAAGCGACGGCAAGGAGAUCGUCGCGGUGUGGACGCUCAAUGGCAAAAUGAGCAUGAAUAAGUUCUGCAAGUUCCAGUUCCUAGAGAGCGGCGCCACGGGGGUGCUCGGCGACACGUUCGCGCUCGCCGCACUCAUCAGCGGCUUGAAGAUCUGGUACCUCGAGUUCCUACAGACUACUACUGCUAAUUCUGCUGCCGCGGCUUGAGCGAAUACUGUG